UUUUCCGGGAGGUGGAGGCUUUCGUAGAUCCACCGCCGCCGGCUCUAGUUCCCGGGAAGGGAGUCUUCUUUAGAUUUGCCUUCGCCGGCUUUAGUUUUGGAGAGCGGAGGCUAGCACAGCUCCGCGCUUCCACUUAGGAUCCCGCGGUUCUUUGGGAAAAGUUUUCUAGUUUAGUUUUGUUUCAUGGUCGGCGCAGUUGUCGGUAAGUCUUGGGUGGGGUCACUGCGGAUGAGAUCUUGGUUGAAGACAAGGUUCUCCGGCGAGGUGAUGAUUCUCAAGGAAAGGAAGAGAUGGCUUCUUGAGUCGCGUGUCUUGGGUUUGAAGUAUGCUAAAGGCGGAGGAGAUCUCGAGGUUCGAUUGAUCUCUCCGGCGGGAUGACACGGCGGUGAAGAAUGGCUUUGCGUUUGUUUGGAGGCUUGUCUGGUUUCGAGCUCCGACGAACAAGGUGCUCGAGGGUGUUUGGUCCGGUGGCGUAAAGGCGGAGGUGAUCAAGUCGAGGCGGUGACGACGUGUGACGCGUCAAUGGAGCAGAUCACUCCACUUGUCGAGCCGCCUCCUUGAUGCGCUAGCCAGCUGGCCGGGCGGUUUCUAAGGUUGGGCCGAGGGCCUGUUUAAGUUUUUAUUUUGCCCCUGGGGUUGGGCUUGCGUUUGUUUUCUUUGUAAUCGGGCUUCGGCCUUGUAUGGGCUUGGCCCAAUCAUCUUAUAAUAUCAAAUCUUUGGCGGAAAAAAAAAAAAACACACCCUUUUGUUUUAUUUUUGACAACUUUGAUGCUUUUGUUUCACCCGACAAAUCGGCACCUUUUAGGGUUUUCAUUACCUGUUUCUUCCCCAAAGACACAUCCCUUUUUUUACCCCAUUAAUCUACUCUCUCCCAAUAUAAUAAGUGGAGUAAUAUUAAUAACUUUAAUUAUAAAUAAGCGAUGAGUACCUUUCUUGGAAUUAACGAAAACGCAUCAUUUUAAAACUCGACAAUGAAAAAGAAUUUUGGGGAAACAAGAGGAAACCAGUGGCUGUUUGAUUAUUCCUCUUAAGAUUUCUUUUGUCGACAGUAACUCUAGUAAUUAAUUAAUCAGAUCGCUUCUCUUUUCGCAUCCAAAUGGUGGUUUCUUAGUUGUCCAAGUAAGGAUUAUGAUACUACUAAUUAGUGGUAGAUAUAGUAGUUAGUUUAACUUUAGUUUGGUUGGAUAGGCUUUCGCGACGUAGAAGAGAGUUUGCAAUUCGGUCUUUUAUAUGACUAUACAACUAGUGAUAAAACUAUAUUACUUUAUUUUAUGAAUAGUUUAACAUUUAAUUUUUUUAUUUAUAUAUUUAUAUCUCUAUCUUUAAUUGGUAAGAUUAUGUGUCUUGGUUUCAUCUUAUUAUUAAUAAGAAGUUGCUAGAUCAACAAAACAUAGAAAUGUUUUCAAAUAGAUUUGUAAUAUGUGCUAAUCAAAACUGAAAUCAUCAGACGCAUGCCUUUUAACCUUGCUAAGAUGAUACUUUGCAUUGUCUUAAUUUAUAUCCAUAGCCCAUAGGUUUGGUGGUGUACAUUCUCCUCCAUUUAGUUUUUCAAAAUCGCCUAUGAAAGAACGCAAUGAAAUGCAUCAUAACAACCUCCAUACAUUAUACAGGUAUACACAUCAUGAGAAAUCAACUUGUGAUCGAAUGGUCUCUCUUUUUGUUAAUUAUUGGAGACAAUUGGAUAGCAAAAAGUGCAUCAUGCAAAUCAUGAUCGCAAAGUCCGUAUAAUCCAUGAAAAUUCUAGAGAAUAAAUGAGGAACAUAAUUCUAGGAAGGAGACGCAGGAGGAAUUUCACUUCCCUCUUGUCAAUUUGGCUUGCAUAAUCAAAUCUACUUUCGGGAAAAUUACUCUUAUUAACGCUUCUUUGUUUUUAUUCUUUUUGCCUUAGAAGCGUUGUUUAUAGGAAUGCAACUUUUGUAACCUCCUCUUUUCAUUUUUAAUGAUAUUAACAUUUUAGCAAAAAAAAAAUAAUAAUAAAUAAAUAAAUGAGAAGAUUUGGAAGAAAAAAGUCGGUAUUAUUCUUCAGUGUUAUUAAACGCGAGCAAACUAUUAUUAAUAAAUUAAUAAUCAUUAUUUAUGUUUUGUUAUAUCUUUGAUAUGUUAAUUACAUAUAACGAUGUAAGAACUUAACGAGUAUUAUAAAUAAUUUAUUUUUUGAAAAUGUAAAAUUGUGAAUAGAUACCAUUAAAGUAUGGUUCGGAAUUUAUAGAAGUAUGAAUGAAAAACAUCCAAAAAUAUAUGUACUCUAUACAUCAAUAUUAAUAUAUUAUUUUUAACGAAAACAUUUUGACUCUUGAUUAAGGAACUGUGUACUAAACAUAUAUUAAAGUCAACUCAGAAUGGUCAACUGCUUCAAAUUUCAUUUAGAGUUCUUUUUGGAGGCAUGAUGGAUUAAUGAUAGUUUUUUUCUAGUAUAUUUUGAUCGUUUGGAUUGACUAAAGGGCUCGUAAAAGCUACAAUGUUCCAUUCUAAUAGAAAACUUUAUCAAAAAGCCGAGGCAUAGACUUGUGCAAGAAAGAGGGCGGUCAUAUAUAUCUAAAAUAAUUAGAAAACAAAUUAAAAAGAGCAUGCGAAAGUGGAAUCUCUCAAAAGAUUGAAGAGACAGAUUAACAACUCUUUCGUGCUGAUUAUAUUAUUAAACCGGUUGAGUACAAUAUAAGAGCAACAUUAUCGACACUUCUUAGGCCCAUAUCUUAGUGUUUUCUGGUCGAAAAUUAAAUCAAAAACACUUAAAAAGAAUACAAACGGAUCUUAAUUAAGAAGUUUUAGGCUUGGUCCUUAAGUGCUAUGUGGCAGCAGGCGAUUGGGUGAGCAGAAUCCGGCGAAGCUCGUGGCGGAGACGAAGAGCACGAUGCUGAGGGAGACGCGAGAAGAUCCGCAGAAGGCGUCUUCUUCAACGUCACAGCAACCUUCCUCUGACAAGAAACCCGAAGAUGCUGAGAUCAAGCCCCAGGAUCCGGAUCAUGGUGUUUCUCCAAAGUAUCCGGGUUCGUAUCCGGGUCUUGUUCCCGGGUCGAAUCCUGGGCAGUACGAUGAACAGACGAACCGUGGAGCUGGUGUUUAUGCGGUUCUUGUACAUGUGGCUGGUCUUCCUUUAAACUAUCUCAUUCCUCUCACUUACCAUGUUCCCAUGACUAGACCAAGCAAAGAGACUGAGGCUGGGGGAGAGAACCAAGCGCAAGGUGGUCAAGUUCAGUAGCAGCAGCAACAACAUGCAGGUCAAAGGCAAGUGGUGGUACGGAGAUUUGAGAUUGCGUUUCAGCUUGACAUAUUGCUAAUACUCAAGCUUGCUGCUGUUAUCUAUUUGUUCAACCAAGAUGGAUCAAGACAACGGCUAGCUGUUCUUGUGAUUUUUGCCACCAUUAUCUACUUGUAAGCCUCCCCAUUGAUCCUUAACGUGUUGGUAAAUAUUUUGAAAUUGGGUGUUUGGAAACUUUUGACAGAUACCAAACUGGAGCCUUUGCAUCUUUUAUACCUAAGAACCUUCGAAAAGUUCCAUUGAUAAUGUUAUAUUUUACUUAAGUAUCUUAGAAAACUUCUUAGACUAAAAAUAAUAAUUAAAAAUUCUAAGAUGUUUGCUAAGAGUUGCCAUUGAUAAUGUUGCUCUAAGGCCAUUUCCACAAAUUUUAAGGUCUUUAAUUUUAUAACUAUGACGUGACUAAUUUAAAUCGGACAAUUUCAACCAAAUAGUUUAUAUAACUCUCACCUACCAUUACAAUCUUUCUUUUGAACAAUACCAUAAACACUUAUCAUCACCAUCAUAUAUUAAUAUAGAAAAUAUAAAAUACAUUUGGAUCUGAUAAGUGGAUGCAUAUAAUAAAUCAUAAAAAUGCAACUAAUACCCGAGUGGAUCGACUAAAAUAACCAAAUAAAAUGAAAAAGAAAAGAUACAAAAUGG
This is a messenger RNA of Brassica rapa (field mustard), 3898 nucleotides long. RefSeq lists its product as uncharacterized. Lineage: Eukaryota; Viridiplantae; Streptophyta; Magnoliopsida; Brassicales; Brassicaceae. The record is from RefSeq and is a predicted model, not a curated record.